Acytostelium subglobosum LB1 is the source of this 864-nucleotide messenger RNA. RefSeq lists its product as hypothetical. The record is from RefSeq and is a predicted model, not a curated record. The transcript has 2 exons. The annotation marks the transcript as partial. Lineage: Eukaryota; Evosea; Eumycetozoa; Acytosteliales; Acytosteliaceae.
AGAAAGAGAAGAAAUAUGGACUCAAAAUGGUUCUUGAUCGUUUUCCUUGCAUUCUUGGUAGUGUUGCCAAGCAUUGUCAAUCCAUACCGCAAGAGUGUAACAAUAACAAACAAAGAGCCAUCACUCGAUAUCUAUCAUCUUAAGAGAAUAUUUAGACAAGGUGCUUCAUCGAACAACAACUUAAACAUUGCGUCUCUGUUGACUCAAUCCUACUCAAAUAUCCUAUCUCAUUCAUCAUCAUCGAGCUCAAGCAGUUCAUCAUCUUCAUCAUCAUCUUCAUCAUCUUCAUCUUCAUCAUCAUCAUCAUCCUCAUCAUCCUCAUCAUCAUCAUCAAGCAGCAGCAGCAGCAGCUCAUCCAGCAGCUCGAGCUCAUCCAGCAGCUCGAGCUCUUCAAGCAGCUCUUCAUCGUCAAGCAGCUCCUCGUCAUCAAGCUCUUCAUCGUCAAGCAGCUCAUCCUCUAGCUCGUCUUCAAGCAGCUCUUCGUCAUCAAGCUCUUCGUCGUCAAGCAGCUCCUCGUCGUCAAGUUCUUCAUCGAGCUCUUCAAGCAGCUCCUCGUCAUCAAGCAGCUCUUCGUCAUCAAGCUCGUCUAGCAGCUCUUCGUCGUCAAGCAGCUCUUCAUCGUCAAGCUCAUCGUCAAGCAGCUCUUCGUCGUCUUCAAGCAGCUCUUCAUCAAGCAGCUCCUCAUCGUCAAGCAGCUCUUCCUCUAGCUCGUCGUCAAGCAGCUCUUCAUCUAGCUCAAGCUCAUCUUCGAGCUCCUCAUCGUCCAGCAGCAGCUCWUCAUCAUCWUCAUCWUCAUCWUCAUCWUCAUCAUCMUCWUCWUCAUCYUCAUCYUCAUCAUCMUCUUCAUCAAUCUCAUCUUCAUCA